Molecule: messenger RNA, 2304 nt
Organism: Miniopterus natalensis
Lineage: Eukaryota; Metazoa; Chordata; Mammalia; Chiroptera; Miniopteridae
Gene: SPPL2C
Product: signal peptide peptidase like 2C
Biological process (GO): membrane protein proteolysis
Cellular component (GO): lumenal side of endoplasmic reticulum membrane; Golgi-associated vesicle membrane; lysosomal membrane
Molecular function (GO): aspartic endopeptidase activity, intramembrane cleaving
Source: RefSeq, a predicted model, not a curated record
AUGUCGUGCCUGGGUUUCCUCCUCCUCCUCCUCCUCCUCCUCGUCGUCGCCAGUACAAUGGCCCAGGGGGAGUACGGCGUGGUCCACGUGGUGUCACAGAACUGGAGCAAGGACUACUGCGUGCUGGUCAACUCAGAUUAUGUCACCCUGCCCCGGGACCUGCGCCACGCCCCACUCCUGCCCCUGUACGAUGGCACCUCGGCACCCUGGUGCCCUGGCAAGGGCUCCUUCCACCCAGCCCGGCCCAGCUUCCCCAACAGGCGGCCCCUCCACCGGACCACCGCCAUGGUCAUGAGGGGCAACUGCAGCUUCUACGCUAAGGGCUGGCUGGCUCAGGGCCGAGGAGCCCACGGGCUGCUCAUCGUGAGCCGGGUCAGUGGCCAACAGUGUUCAGAUACCAAUGUAGCGUCCCAGGACCCCCUCAAACCCCCGCCUGAACUCACCAUCCCAGUGGCCACGAUCCGAUACACCGACAUGCUCGACAUCCUCAGCCACACCUGCGGCAGCACCCUGGCCCGGGUGGCCUUGUAUGCGCCCCCAGAGCCCAUCCUCGACUACAACAUGGUGGUCAUCUUCAUCUUGGCCUUAGGGACGGUGGCUGCGGGGGGCUACUGGGCCGGUGUGACCGAGGCGGGUCGGCUGCAGCGGCGCCGGGCCCGAGGAGGGGGGGGGCCUGGGGGUCAGAAUCAGCAGGACGUGGGGGUCACCCAGGGGGGGCAAGAGGAAGAAGAUGAGGACACACCCGUGGACUUCACGCCGGCCAUGACGGCCGCAGUGGUCGCCAUGUCCUGCUCCAUCAUGCUGCUGCUUUACUUCUUCUACGACAGCUUUGUCUACGUCAUGAUUGCCAUCUUCGGCCUGGGCGCGGGCACCGGCCUCUACGGCUGCAUGGCCCCCCUGGCGCAGUACCUGCCCCUGCAGCAAUACCGGUGGUCCCUGCCUGGUCACCGGGCCUGUCUGCAGCUGCCUCUGCUGCUGCUGGCUACCCUGUGCGCAGUGGUGACCGGUGUCUGGGUCGCCUACCGCAACGAGGACCGCUGGGCCUGGCUCCUGCAGGAUGCUCUGGGCAUAGCCUACUGCCUUUUCGUCCUGCAGCGCGUGCGACUGCCCAAACUCAAGAACUGUACCUUUUUCCUGCUGGCCCUGCUGGCCUUUGACGUCUUCUUUGUCUUCAUUACACCUCUCUUCACCAGGACCGGGGAGAGCAUCAUGGUAGAGGUGGCCUCAGGCCCAGCAGAUUCCUUGAGCCAUGAGAGGCUGCCCAUGGUGCUCAAAGUGCCCCAGUUGAGCUUCUCGGCCUUGAGCCUGUGUGAUCAGCACUUUACCAUCCUCGGCUUCGGUGACAUUGUGGUCCCAGGCUUCUUGGUUGCCUACUGUCAUCGCUUUGAUGUGCAAAUGCACUCACGCCAGGUCUACUUCAUGGCCUGCACCAUGGCCUAUGCCGUGGGUCUGCUGGUCACGUUUGCUGCCAUGGUCCUCACGCAGAUGGGCCAGCCUGCCCUGCUCUACCUGGUGUCCAGCACCCUGCUCACCAGCCUGGCCAUGGCGACCUGCCGCAAGGAGCUCACCCUCUUCUGGACUGGCCAGGGCAGAGCCAAGACACCCACCCAGCCCAUGGCAGGGCUCUGUGGAACCCAUUUGGUUGGCUCUAAGCAGAAGCAGAAGCAGGAGGACACCACAGGUGUCCACACAGCCAGUGAGUCUGAGGGGACCACCAACCACUUGGCAGGGGACUUAGAUAGCAAUCUCAGGGAGGACACAGCCAAGACUGUCACUAUAUCUGAGGAUGAAGCAACAGCUCUGGUUGGCUACAGUGACAGCUCCGAGGGCUGGAGUGAUGCCAACCUGGACCCUGAUGAGCUGCCCCAUGCCUCCCCCAGGGCCUCAGAGGAGCUGAUGCCGCUAAUGCCACUGAUGCCAUCACUCUCAGAGCUGGUCCAUGCCAAUGCCCACACCCAGGCCCACAUCCACGCCCAGGCCCAGGAUGCUCACCUGCCCUGGAGGAGGUUCCACAAAAGGAAGAGCUUGAAGAUAAAGAAGAGCAUGUCAACCCAGGCUUCCCUGUGAACCAGGCCCUGGGACAUGUGCCUCCAGAAGGGUUGGCGGAAUAUCACAAAGCAAAGGUACACAGGGCAAAAAGAAAUCAGGGCAUUAAAGAUAUUCCAGAUGUACUCAGCAGAGCUUCUGUUUGUUAGGAUGAGAAAGCAGCAGCCAUGGAACGAGUCCAUGCAGGGCCCAGAGGAUCCUUAGGAUAGGCACAACCCCGAAUCAUGCAGAGGGGUAAACUGAGGCUCAGAGGGCAAA